CAUGUUCAGUGAAAGUGAAUUAGUGGCGGUGAUGGUUGCGAGCAUCAUCAAAUACCAAUUACUACGAUGACCAGCUGACGGAUAAAUUCCUCUUCCACGUCCCUACGGCGUCAACGGGGUUGCCACAGGUACUGGAAGGAUGUUGGGUGGCGUGGGAGGCCGGCACAUGUCUACGCGUCGGCGGGGCAGUAGCCCGCUGGUGCGCGGAGGUGUUGGCCUCGCUGGAUAUGCUGGACCAGGGACCUCUGGAAAUUCGAACGAUGUCGCCACUUUACCACCGGAUGUACAGAGAUACGCUGCCAGGAGGCGCAGGGCGGUUACCACCAGCGAUCACAAGAGCUGCGCCCUCGUUCAAACUCGGAUCAAGUUUGGCGAUAUCACGUUGGCAGCGCAAGAGGCGGCACAAAGGGACCCUGGAUACGCGAGUCAGUACAGGAGAAGGCCGAGGUGGGCCGGACUGAGUGGUCUCGGUGACUGGACUAGCUUUGGAGGGGAGGUACCUGGUCUGGUGGACAUGGCGCCAGGCCGGGAUCAGGGCGGAGGGGCGGGUGGCGGUGGGGGAGGCGGCAAGGGCACCACGUCGUUGUUCAUCCUGUCGGAGGAUAACUGCAUCAGGAAGCAUACCCGCUUUAUAAUCGAGUGGCCGCCCUUCGAGUACGCCGUCCUGCUCACCAUCAUCGCCAAUUGUGUUGUCCUCGCCCUCGAGGAGCACCUGCCGAAGCACGACAAGACCAUUCUCGCACAGAAGCUCGAGGCGACGGAAAUCUACUUCCUCGGGAUCUUCUGCGUCGAGGCGAGCCUCAAGAUCCUCGCCCUUGGCUUCGUCCUCCACCGUGGCUCCUAUUUGCGCAACAUCUGGAACAUCAUGGAUUUCUUCGUCGUGGUGACCGGGUUCAUCACGGCGUUCUCGCAAGGCAUAGAACUGGAUAUGGAUCUGCGCACGUUGCGUGCGAUACGCGUGUUGCGACCGCUCAAACUUGUCUCCGGCAUACCGAGUCUCCAGGUGGUGCUCAAGUCUAUUAUCAAGGCGAUGGCCCCGCUUCUGCAGAUCGGUUUGCUGGUACUUUUCGCCAUCGUGAUAUUCGCCAUCAUCGGUCUCGAAUUUUAUUCGGGAACUCUGCAUAAAACGUGCUAUAGCAUCAAGGAUAUCAAUGUUAUCGUGAAAGAGGGCGAACAGCCGAGCCCGUGCAACACGGACAACAAAUCCGAGGCGCCGUUCGGAGCCCACGUGUGCGACCCGAACUCCUCGACGUGCAUGGAUCACUGGGAGGGACCAAACUUCGGCAUCACCAGCUUCGACAACAUCGGAUUCGCCAUGCUCACUGUCUUCCAGUGCAUCACUAUGGAGGGCUGGACUGCCAUAUUGUACUGGACUAACGACGCUCUUGGCAGCACGUACAACUGGAUUUACUUUAUACCAUUGAUCGUCCUUGGCUCAUUCUUCAUGCUGAACUUAGUUCUCGGUGUCCUGAGCGGAGAGUUUGCGAAGGAGAGGGAGAAGGUGGAGAACCGGCAGUCCUUCCUGAAAUUGCGAAGACAGCAACAGCUCGAGCGUGAACUGAACUGCUACCUGAAUUGGAUCUGCAAAGCAGAGGAGGUAAUACUCGCGGAAGAAAGGACCACGGAAGAGGAGAAGAUGCACAUAUUGGAAGUAAGAAGAAGGGCUGCGGCGAAAAAAAAGAAACUGAAGAAUCUCGGUAAAAGUAAGAGCACGGAUACGGAAGAAGAGGAAGGCGACGACGAUCAAGACGAUGGGUUUUCGAGAUCUUCCUAUUUCAAAUCAAGGGUGAAAGGCAAGGGGACUUGCGUCGAGUUCUGGCGGGCCGAGAAGAGGUUUAGGUUCUGGAUACGGAACUCCGUAAAGUCGCAAAAAUUCUAUUGGUUCGUCAUCGUCCUUGUGUUCUUCAACACGGUCUGCGUGGCCGUCGAGCAUUACGGUCAGCCGCAGUGGCUCACCGACUUCCUCUAUUUUGCAGAGUUCGUGUUCCUGGCUCUGUUCAUGAUGGAGAUGUUCAUAAAGGUGUACGCGCUCGGUCCUCGCACAUACUUCGAGUCGAGCUUCAAUCGCUUCGACUGCGUAGUCAUCUCGGGAUCGAUCUUCGAAGUGAUCUGGUCCGCGUUGAAGUCCGGCUCUUUCGGCCUCUCCGUCCUACGUGCCCUUAGACUGCUGCGAAUUUUUAAGGUCACCAAAUACUGGAAGAGCCUAAGGAACCUCGUAAUAUCGCUGCUCAGUUCGAUGCGUAGCAUCAUUUCCCUGCUCUUCCUGCUCUUCCUCUUCAUUCUCAUAUUCGCGCUGCUCGGCAUGCAGCUCUUCGGCGGUCAGUUCAACUUUGACAGCGGGACGCCGCCCACAAACUUCAACACCUUUCCCAUCGCGCUGCUCACUGUCUUCCAAAUCCUGACCGGAGAAGAUUGGAACGAAGUGAUGUACCAAGGUAUCGAGGCGCAAGGCGGUACCAGGGGAGGCAUGGUCUAUUCGCUCUACUUCAUCGUACUGGUGCUCUUCGGCAACUACACGCUGCUGAACGUGUUCUUGGCUAUCGCCGUCGACAAUCUGGCAAACGCACAGGAGCUGAGCGCCGCCGAAGACGAGGAGAAAGUGGAGGACAAGGAGAAGCAGGCGCAGGAGCUCGAGAAGGAGAUCGAGACGCUGCAGAAGCCCAAAGACGGUAACGCGCCCAAGGUGGAGGUCUGUCCUCCGAGUCCGAACCAGAAUUUCAAAGACGGAAAAGGUGGAAAGCAGUCAUCCGAAGAGAAAAAGCAGGAUGAAGACGAAGACACGGGACCAAAACCAAUGCUGCCAUACACCUCCAUGUUUAUACUGUCCUCUACGAAUCCCGUAAGAAGAGCCGCCCAUUGGGUCGUUAACCUGAGGUACUUCGAUUUCUUCAUUAUGGUGGUGAUAUCGUUGUCGAGUAUCGCGUUAGCCGCCGAAGAUCCCGUGUGGGAGGACUCUCCGAGGAACACAGUGCUGAAUUACUUCGAUUACGCGUUCACCGGUGUCUUCACCGUCGAGAUGAUCCUGAAGAUCAUCGAUCUCGGCAUCAUCUUUCACGAGGGCUCGUAUCUGCGCGAGUUCUGGAACGUUAUGGACGCGGUGGUCGUGAUAUGCGCCGCGGUUUCGUUCGCGUUCGACAUGACCGGUAGUUCCGCCGGACAGAAUCUCUCGACGAUCAAGUCGCUGAGGGUGUUGCGCGUGCUUAGGCCGUUAAAGACGAUUAAGAGAGUGCCGAAGCUGAAGGCGGUCUUCGAUUGCGUCGUGAACAGUCUGAAAAACGUCAUUAACAUUCUCAUAGUGUAUAUAUUGUUCCAAUUCAUAUUCGCUGUGAUCGCGGUGCAGCUCUUCAACGGCAAGUUCUUCUACUGCACCGACGAGAGCAAGUAUACGGAAGAGGAUUGCCAGGGUGAAUAUUUCGUUUUCGAAGAGGGUGCCAUGCUGCCGGAGCUGAAGAAGCGGGAUUGGCAGCCCCAAUGUUUUCACUAUGAUAACGUGAUGGCCGCGAUGCUGACGCUUUUCGCGGUCCAGACUGGCGAGGGCUGGCCGCAGAUCUUACAGAACUCGAUGGCAGCCACGUACGAGGACAAGGGCCCCAUACAGAAUUUUCGUAUAGAGAUGUCCAUUUUCUACAUCGUCUACUUCAUCGUCUUUCCAUUCUUCUUCGUCAACAUCUUCGUGGCCUUGAUCAUCAUCACUUUCCAGGAGCAAGGAGAGGCCGAACUGCAAGACGGUGAAAUCGACAAAAAUCAGAAAUCGUGCAUAGACUUCACGAUACAAGCUCGUCCUCUGGAAAGGUAUAUGCCGAAAGAGCGGAACAGCGUAAAGUACAAAAUCUGGAGGAUAGUGGUAUCGACGCCAUUCGAAUAUUUUAUCAUGAUUCUCAUCGUUUUAAACACAUUGCUCCUCAUGAUGAAGUUCCAUCGGCAAAGCGAAGCGUACAAGAACACGCUGAAGUACAUGAACAUGUGCUUCACGGGGAUGUUCACCGUCGAGUGCAUACUGAAGAUCGCCGCUUUCGGCGUGAGGAAUUUCUUCAAGGAUGCUUGGAACACGUUCGACUUCAUCACGGUAAUCGGCAGCAUCGUGGACGCCCUCGUGAUCGAGUUCGGGGAGCGGUUUUCGAGUGUGCCCAGUGGCGGCCAACUAGGCGAAAAAAAGGAGAACUUCAUCAACGUCGGCUUCUUGAGACUAUUUCGUGCGGCCAGACUGAUCAAACUGCUCAGACAGGGAUACACGAUACGAAUUUUGCUCUGGACCUUUGUACAAUCCUUUAAAGCUUUGCCUUACGUUUGUCUCCUCAUCGCGAUGCUGUUUUUCAUCUACGCGAUCAUCGGUAUGCAGGUCUUUGGAAAUAUAUCGAACGAUCCAGGAACAGCGAUCGAUGAACACAACAACUUUCAGUCCUUCUUCGCUGGUCUUAUGUUGCUUUUUCGGUGUGCUACCGGCGAGGCGUGGCCGAACAUCAUGUUGUCCUGCAUCAAGGGUCGCCCUUGCGACGUUAAAGCCACGAAACAGGACACCGACGGCUGCGGCUCGAACAUGGCGUACGCGUACUUCGUCUCGUUCAUCUUCUUCUGUUCGUUCCUCAUGCUGAACUUGUUCGUCGCCGUCAUCAUGGACAACUUCGAUUAUCUGACGAGGGACUCAUCGAUUUUGGGCGCCCAUCACUUGGACGAGUUUGUCCGGAUCUGGGCCGAGUACGAUCCGAACGCGACUGGCAAGAUCCAUUACACCGAGAUGUACGACAUGCUCAAGAACAUGGAUCCGCCGUUGGGGUUUGGCAACAAGUGCCCGAACCGGCUCGCUUACAAGAAGCUCAUCAGGAUGAACAUGCCGGUGGACGUCGACGGGAAAGUGAACUUCACCACCACCCUAUUCGCCCUGAUACGCGAGAAUCUCAGCAUCAAGAUGAGAUGCGCCGACGAGAUGAAUCAAGCGAACGAAGAACUGAGAGACACGAUCAGGAGUAUCUGGCCUUUACAGGCGAAAAAGAUGUUGGACCUUUUGAUACCUAGGAACGAAGAAUUAAACAGAGAUAAGCUGACCGUUGGUAAGAUAUACGUCUGCCUCCUGAUACUCGAAAGUUGGAGGACGACUAGGUUUGGUCAGAUAGAAUCGACCGGACAGAACGAUAACGAUCUUAUCGAUAACGAUAAUGCUGGGCAAAGUCCUGCAGCCCAGGCGCAAUCGGCCUUCCUCAACUGCAUACUGGACGUGACAGCGGUUAAUCACACGGGAAAUAGCCACGGGACCGGAAGUAGGGCGAACAGCCUCGAGCCGGUGGUACGUCCGUUGGACUCGAAGAUCGAUCAACACAAGGAGUUCAGGGAGGAAGACGAUGCGGCCCUCGGGGUCCUCGCAGCCAGCGAGCACAGACGUCACCGUAGCAUCAGAAAUAAAAAGGUGAACUGGAAGAUGUCCCACCAGUACGAUAUACUAGGCAGCAGCGGAGAGAGUAGCCAGGGAGGGGGUGGGUCUGGGGUUGUACCCGUAGUUAAUGACGAGGAUCGCGCCCCCGAGCUAGAGCCAUUGCUGGCUGAGGUGCCCUCCCAGCAGGAUCAAAACUACUACUACUACCACCAUCACCAUCACGACCAAUACUACGAUACCGACAAAGAUCUAUACUAUGACCGUCACCACCACCACUACCACCACCAUCACCAUCACCACCAUCAUCAUGCUCACCGACCACCCUCGUACUAUCAACACCAGAAUACCUACGCACCUCGCUCCUCGAUCCGUUACCACAAGAUGGACCCUCAGGACGUCGUAGUUAGCGACUCGCGAGCCGGUAGUCUCGAGAGUCUCACCCACGCAGGCGAGAGACUUCAUCCACCUGCUCAUCCAGCCAGACAUCCAUCGCGUUCACCGAGUUUGAGGAGGCACUCACCAGUCGUGCACGGAUCGCAAUCACCGAGGCGAGCUAGGUACGAUCAUCACGGUCAUUAUUACCACGACGGACCAGGGUUUAGCGACACGGUUAGCAACGUCGUCGAGAUUCAGAGACACACGCAUCAUCCCCAUUCGUCACAGUACAAUCAUCGGCACAGGAUGCGAGACUAUUACGACCACUGCGACUAUUACGACGAUGGUCCGUGGAGCGCGUCGACGAGCCCUGCGAGAACACCGAGCCCCAUUCAUCAGAUGGAUCGAGGUCGUCAUUACGGAACGACCAGAUUGGAGCAGCGCUCGAGGAGUCCGAGCCCGAUAGGGGGUCGUCAGCCGGGUCACACCCAGCAGCAUUAUUAUCGACAUCAUCCCCAUCAGCACAGCUACCCGGUAUUGGUGACGAGGAGAGGUCAAGGGCGACGGCUGCCGCCAACACCGAACAAGCCAUCGACUUUGCAGCUCAAGCCAGCCAACAUCAACUUCCCCAAGUUGAACGCUUCGCCGACUCACGGGCCUCACGUGCCCGGCGCCCACGUACCGAUUCCUAGCGGUAUGCAGCAUCCAGCUCCGGGUCACGUGCCGGGAAUGCAACCGGCCCACUGUCCGCUGAGCUUCGAACAGGCUGUGGCGAUGGGUCGCGGGGGUCGUUUGUUGCCCAGCCCUGUGCCGAACGGCUACAAGCCACAGCCGCAGGCCAAGCAGAGGACACCCAGGUCGAGACACUCGGACAGCGACGACGAAGACUGGUGCUAGCCAAAGUGGGACCCUGGACGGUGGUCCGGUGACGUGGACGCCCCCAGGCGUCUUUGGGUUUGCGCGUGAAUCGCAUCGAUCGAACCACGAAUUCGGGAGCGGUGAAAUUCGAUCGACGGUCCCAGCCAAGAGGAGUCUCGGGUGUCGAGAUCGGUUACGGUUCUCCGUGAAAAGGAGACACGAACGAGAAAAAGUGGCGUAUUAGGACGACACCACGAUUCGGAGACACCGAACGAUCGAGAUUCGUGCUGGGACAGGGAUCGACGGCAGGUUCGAGACGACUCGUUUCGAGCCACCAGGACAACGAUUCCCAAGAAACGCGGAAAGAGUUGAAAGAAGCUACGCGACUGAAACGAGAGCAACAUCGGACGGAUCGUUACAGGGAAAAUAAAACAGGACAUACACACAUGGAUACACGGAUACGCAAACACGCGAGCACACGCGCGCACACAUAUUACACACAGACCCACAGACACACAUACAAGUAUAACGAAUAAUCAUCUAGGCGACAUCGAAGCAGAUUGUGUGCCGCGAACACGGACGAUCGUCGAUUGAAAGAUUAACAAACGAGCGAUCCAGGCGAAAGUCCCACUGUCGAGUCGGACUCGUAAUUGCCUGAACGCUCACAGGAACUUUAUCUAUUUUCACGUGAAACUUUCUUUCGUCUCGAACUUUGUAAACCUUCCUUUGCUGUGCUUUUUAAUCGACGGACCGAGCCGAGGAGGAUCCACUUUUUAUACGAUUAAUAUCGAGGGAAGCGCUCUUGGAACGAUCGAAGCCUCCGCCUCGGAUCCCUUUUCGCGCGAAACCACCAACUUUGUUAUCACCUAUCGCGUCGAAAGACCCUGCGACACCGUCUCUUCUUGAUUUCUUUCGGAAUUGCGUCUGCCCGAACGAUUCGUCGGAGAGACGCGACAGACGGGACUGAUCAGCGUAAAACGAAAUCCUCUCCGGCGAAUCCCGAAUUGCAGAAAACGACCCGUUCGACGCGCUCGUAGACGAUACCGCGUCGACGUUCGCACAGAGUUCGUUCGUCGAUAACGUUAACGAAUCCGUGCAAAGGACGCAUCGACGAAUCGAGCGGGCUACGAGAGAUAAAAAAAAGAACACGCGAAACGUUUUUCUCCUCGGAUGAUUUCACGGGAACCGUGACUACGGACACCCUCGAAUUCGCAUUUGUGAAUCCCUGGGCUACGACGUGUGUAUAUAUGUGAACGUUUAUACGCAUGGAGCGCGGUCACGUGUUCAGCGGGUCGUUUUCGAUCGAAAAUACCGUAUACCGAUAGACCUAUUUCGUUUCGUGCAAUUUCCUACUCGUCCGAAGGUUCGUCGUUCUAUUCGAGGCGCAACGAAACGCGAAUCGUUCCCGUUACUUGCUCGCGUGAUUCGAGUUUCCUUCGCUCGGAACAAAAAUCUGAAUAGUCUAUUUAAAUCCAUCGGUUUGGAAAACUGGAUAAUCGAGCAACGAAACGAAAUAGAGCCGUAAUACGUAGAGCGUAUACGAUAUACAUGCGCGUAUUUUAUUCGGAACGAGCCUCGGAACGCGUGGAAAAAGUUUGGUUUCGACGUCGCGUCGUACGCAUACUACGAACGAGCCCUUUUUUCCAAAUCAAGGAUUCGGAGUACUCGUAGCGGGACCUCGCGGACUUUGACUCGUAGAGCCCGAAGAGGUCCGUGUACAUACGCUCGUUCGCAACCGUAUCGGAGAACGAAAGAGAGAGGGUAAUCGAGAAAUCGACCGGUCGCUUCGCAAAGGGAAGGCUAACCGUGAAAAUCGUAACCGAAGCUGCGAGCCUUCCGAUAUUUUUCCGCGCUCUGAACGAUACAUCGAACUAACUACGUAGGAUUUUUACUAAACCGAUUCUCUUGUAUCGUAAAAAAUGUAUUCGUUGCUCGCGACUACUGGCUGUUUUAUCGCGGUCCCUUUGACGAUGACCCUUUGAACGUUUAAACCGGAAGUAAUAGGCGUGCAAAGGACACGCGUACCCGAACGAGUCGGUGAACGAUAUUUUGUUCGCGAAUCAAAGAAAAAAGGUUAAAGGAGCAUCGAGAGGAACGAUCGUCGGUGUCGUUGUUUCGUAUUCUCGCUGUUGGUGCCAACGAGAAAUCGAGGGAUGUUCGAGAAGAGACGAAAUCGACGUGUUCGAGGAACAGUGGCAAGUGGGUGCCGAGUGCAUCGCGCGACUGUCGACGAAGAAACGGAAAUGGAACGGCGAAAAGGACCGGAGGUGUACGCUUUUGUAAAGAUGACGAGCGAAACGAAGAAAGAAAGCAAGUCGAAGAAGGAGACUCACCGAGCACUUGUAAAUUAUCUCAUAAUUUUCAACUCAAAAUUUACCAUCGCUGCUACUACCACCGGUACUAUCGACAUCUACGAAAGAGGAAGAACUAUUCGACUACUAAUUAUUACCGCUACUACUAAUAACUACGGCUACUAUUAUUAAUUACUAAAUACUACCACUAUUAUCGCUAUUACUAUUAUUACUACAAUUUACUAUCACUACUUAUUACCGCCAUCGAUACUACCGCUACACUACUAUUACUAAUAUUUAUUACCGCAACUACUACUAGCAUCGUAACUACUAUUACCACCACCAAAAACAA
Molecule: messenger RNA, 9244 nt
Organism: Hylaeus volcanicus
Lineage: Eukaryota; Metazoa; Arthropoda; Insecta; Hymenoptera; Colletidae
Gene: Cac
Product: voltage-dependent calcium channel type A subunit alpha-1
Exons: 35
Coding region: 140-6640 (2166 amino acids)
Biological process (GO): calcium ion import across plasma membrane; chemical synaptic transmission
Cellular component (GO): voltage-gated calcium channel complex; membrane
Molecular function (GO): calcium ion binding; high voltage-gated calcium channel activity
Source: RefSeq, a predicted model, not a curated record